Molecule: messenger RNA, 599 nt
Organism: Camelina sativa (false flax)
Lineage: Eukaryota; Viridiplantae; Streptophyta; Magnoliopsida; Brassicales; Brassicaceae
Source: RefSeq, a predicted model, not a curated record
UUUCCAUCAGAAUAUUCUGGUUUUUGACCUGUGUGGAACUUAAGAGGAUGUAAGGGAUGGGAAGUGUGAUUUACCUCUGACAGGUGUUUUGCCUCGGGCGGAUUCCAUAGGCAAUCCAGAUGGAAUUCUAAAUCACAAUCAUGGCAUUUGUAACAAAACUCGUAACAACCAUACAUACGACAUUUAGUGCCACGCUCGAACUUGAUCAUCUCCUUUUCCUUGAGAAGGGUGAGCUUGUGGUGAUGCGUCUUGUAAAUAUCAAUAACCUCUGGUGGUGGCUUAAGAGUGUGAACAGCGUGAGAUGGAUGUUCAAUAUAUUCAGGAGACUCGUCAACACAUUUCCUGUGAACAAAGAAUUCACAUAUUUCGCAGUAAUAGCCACCAGUGGCAUCAUAACAUGCUUGUGGAUCAACGGUAGUGACACUCCCUCAGAUUCCAUGUUCGUAUACUUCAAGAGAAGAAAGAAGUAGAAGGAAUUGUUGAAUCUGAGAUCUCAAGGUUAUGCUCCUUUCAAGUCUCGUUCUCUCUCUCUAUUUAAAAGUCUUAUCCUCUGCUCUGCUGAGGUGACUGAUAUUAUAAUUUGGUUUGACCCGGAGUGA